Molecule: messenger RNA, 459 nt
Organism: Trichomonas vaginalis G3
Lineage: Eukaryota; Parabasalia; Trichomonadida; Trichomonadidae
Exons: 1
Coding region: 1-459 (152 amino acids)
Source: RefSeq, a predicted model, not a curated record
AUGAAGCCUACUGUUAUUCAAGAUGGUAAAUAUUACAUCAUAUUUAGUACCUCCUCUUCGCGUCGCCACAACGACCAGCAGCUCAAAAGAAUGAAACAAACUGGAGAAAGGAUUCGAAAUUGUGGACCAUUAUAUUUUGAAGUCCAGAAGUAUCUUUGGUCUUUGCCUCUGAUGAAUAAAGGCAAAGCAAUGAAGCUUGCACAAGAAAUAUCAAGAUUGAUACAUAUCCACCUUGAUAGGCAAGCAAUAAGGCAAAAAGAGUCAUUAAUUUGCUGGUAUUGUGAGAACUGGAUCAAGGUUCGCUUCCUUAUCGAACCCAUUUACAAUUUCCUUAGAAUUCAGACACCAGAUUCGAAACUUUUGAACCAAGUUCUUAAUAUCGAGUCACCAGCUCCAGCGGAGGAUGUUGACAAUUUUGAAUUUAAUGUGUUCGAAGAUGAUCAGAUCAAUGUAUUCUGA